Messenger RNA from Xyrauchen texanus (razorback sucker), 2138 nucleotides. RefSeq names its product abhydrolase domain containing 10, depalmitoylase b (gene abhd10b). Gene Ontology annotation, cellular component: mitochondrion. The record is from RefSeq and is a predicted model, not a curated record. Bases 9 to 878 code for a protein of 289 amino acids. The transcript has 5 exons. Lineage: Eukaryota; Metazoa; Chordata; Actinopteri; Cypriniformes; Catostomidae. Gene Ontology annotation, biological process: protein depalmitoylation. Gene Ontology annotation, molecular function: hydrolase activity, hydrolyzing O-glycosyl compounds; palmitoyl-(protein) hydrolase activity.
UUAACAGCAUGGCUGCGGUGGUGUUGAAGCAUAGUUGGAGAGGACUUUUGCAGAAUUCGGGCAGUGGAGCUGUAACGACCAUUAGGUCGAAGGUUUUCGAUGGAGUUAGACAAAAAUCUACAGUACAGUACAUAUCCCGCCCAGAUCAACCAAAGCUUGCCUAUCGUAGAGUGAAGGGAAAGAGUCCUGGUGUUGUGUUCUUGCCUGGCUAUGGAUCUAACAUGAGUGGACAAAAAGCAGAGGCUAUGGAAGAGUUCUGCAGGUCACUAGGCCAUGCUUUCCUAAGGUUUGAUUACUCUGGCCAUGGAGCUUCUGAUGGUGUAUUUGCAGAAGGCACUAUUGGAACUUGGAAAAAAGAUGUCCUAUUUAUGUUAGAUGAACUUGCUGAAGGUCCCCAGAUUCUCGUUGGCUCCAGUAUGGGUGGCUGGCUGAUGCUCUUGGCUGCUAUGGCUCGCCCAGAGAAGACAAAAGCGUUGGUGGGCAUUUCCACGGCAGCAGAUUAUUUUGUUACAGCCUUUAAGGCACUUCAUAUAGAGGUGAGAAAAGAGUGUGAGGACAAGGGUGCAUGGACAAUCCCCACAAAGAGUAAUGAGGAAGGAAUGUACACUGUGAGUAUGGACUUCCUACGUGAGGCGGAGAACCACUGCAUCCUGCAGAGCCCCAUCCCUAUCACCUGCCCCGUGCGUCUCAUUCAUGGUCUGAAAGAUGAGGACGUGCCCUGGCACAUCUCUAUGCAAAUUGCUGAACGUGUUCUAAGCCCUGAUGUAGACAUCAUUCUGCGCCGCCAUGGCCAGCACCGCAUGGCUGAGAAAGAUGACAUCAAGCUUAUUGUCUACACCAUCGAUGACCUCAUAGACAAGCUUACCACCAUGGUGUGAGCCACAAUUUAUGAUGGGGUUACCAGACAACCUGCCUUAAGAUCCUCUCCUACUUCAUUUUGCCAAAAACACUUUUCCCAUUUUGUCUUUCAAGACAAUGUAGGAAAGAGUGAACUAUUGUAGGAAAAAAGGGAAUAACCCUAAAACCCUUAUUCCUUAUACCUUCUUUUAAAUAUCUUUAACAUGUUUACUCAAUGCAAUGCUGUGCCAUUCAACCCUUUUGAAAAGCUGCUGCUUGUCUAGCAGAAUGGUUACUGCCAGUUCUGGAAUCUGUAGGUCUCCUGUGCCUUUUUUACCUCAUGUCACACUGUUUGAUGGAAAUAAAGCCUUCGUAUAUCAAUACACAGUUUAUUAUAUGCAUAUCAGUAAAAAACAUUGUUCCUUAAGACCAAGAAUUAAUAGUUAGUGGUGUGUGAACUAUUUAGUUAGCCCACCUGAACAUCCAAACGAGCACUGUAUUGUGCACAUUAUAUCAAAGCUGACCUUUCAGCUCUGUCAGCCCCCUGCACUCCCUAUUUGUUUGAAGUAUUGAACCACUGCUCCAGGAAUUGCUUGGUUGUUGAUUAACACGUGCAAUUAAUGUUGGACUGUGUUCAAUGGGCCAGGGGCUUUUCAACCCUUCCACCCCAACCAAUGAGCUCCUAUUUAACAACCAGACUGACCUUUCUAUGUUAGCCAGUGCCCCUACCCUGAUAGCACAUGUACCUCACCAAGACAUCUUUAUAAUGUGUGUGUUUUCAGCUGGAAGCUGUAUUUUUUAGAGCGCUUGCUCAUUUGCAAUACCUCUAUAAGACGUUUCCUCUCAGAUUUCAAAUAGACAUUCAGCAGAUGUCUUUGAAAUAUUUUUGAUUUCGAAUGUAUGUAAUUCUGUUCUUUUUAAGAUGUUAUAUGAUGUUAAUUACAAUGCUUUCCAGAUGAAACACUCCGACAUCUCCAAAAUGUACGUGUACUCUCUGGGUACUUUGUCAGAAUGCUCUAAAUUAAAAUGGCACCAUGUUGCUUAUGCAUAAGCAUAUCAAAAUGAAACAUUGCCAAACAUAUGAAUGUCAAAGUGAUGUUUUGGUCUUUCACCAUUCAGCUGCCAUUUAUUCAACCAUUUAUAUUUGCUUAAGGGUUAAUUCACCCAAAAAAAAAAAAAUAUUCUGUCACCAUUUGAUCACCAUCAUCUUUUUCAAACCUAGAUGACUUUAUUAAUUGGAACACAAAAAGAGUUGAUAGGCAGAAUGGGACUGUCAACCCCAGUAACCAUUCACUUUUAUU